AUGGACGGGAGCAACACCAUGGAGAAAUUUUAUUCUAUCUGGAAGCGUACAUUUGGGUGUGGAGAAGCGGAUGACUUUCACUGUACAGUCACCCAGGGAAGCCAGAAAUUCACAUCCUUCUCGAAAGCUCAAAUACUCACACAGCUAAGGCCCCUGACGGUGGUCGUGCAUGGCCCGGCGGGCGUGGGGAAAACCACGCUGGCCAAGAAGUGGAUGCUGGACUGGACCCAGGACACGCGCUCGGAGUCACUCAGUUCCACUCUCUAUCUCAGCUGCAAGGAACUCCGUCGCCAGGGGCCGUGCACUUUUGCAGAGCUGAUCUCUAAGCAGCGCCCAGAGGUGCAGCAAGCCGGGCCCGAGGUCCUAGCCCAAGAGCAGAAACUCCUGUUUGUCAUCGACGGCUUCGAUGAGCUGAGAGUCCCCUCGGGGUCACUCCUCCACGACAUCUGUGGCGACUGGGAGCAGCAGAAGCCGGCGCCCGUCCUGCUGGGCAGUUUGCUGAUGAGAAAGCUGUUGCCCAAGGCCACGUUGCUGGUCACCACGCGCCCGGGCGCCCUGAGACAGCUCCGCCUGUUGGUGGAUCAGCCCGUGUUCAUCGAGGUGGAGGGGCUGUUGGAGCAGGACAGGAGGGAGUAUUUCCUGCAGCACUUCGAGGAGGAAGACCAAGCCCUGCGCGCUUUCGAGGCGAUGCGGGGCAACCCGGCCUUGCUCCGCCUGGGCUCGGCCCCCGCCGUGUGCUGGGUCGUGUGCACGUGUCUGAAACUGCGGAUGGACGAGGGGGCGGACCCCGCGCUGACCUGCCGGACCGCCACCUCCCUGUUCCUGCGUUUCCUGUGCGGCCAGUUCCCGCCGGCGCCCGGGCGCAGCGCCCCGCAGCACCUCCCCGCGCCCCUGCGGGCCCUGUGUGUCCUGGCCGCCGAGGGCGUCUGGACGCAGACGUCCGCGUUCGACCGAGGAGACCUCGGGAGAGUCGGGGUCCAGGAGUCUGACCUGCGCCCUUUCCUGGACAAGAACCUCCUGCAGGUGGACACCGACUGUGAGGGCUGCUAUGUCUUCCUGCACCUCAGCGUCCAGCAGUUUCUGGCCGCCGUGUUCUACGCGCUGGACAGCGGGGAGCGGGCAGCCGGGGACGGCGGCAGGGGGGACACUGAGGACGUGCAGGCGCUGCUCUCCAAGGAGGAGAGGCUGAAGAACCCCGACCUGACGCCCGUGGGCCACUUCUUGUUCGGCCUCGCCAACGAGGAGCGAGCCCGGGAGCUGGAGGCCACGUUCGGCGUCCGCGUGUCCCUGGGGCUCAGGCAGGAACUCCUGAAAGGCCUGUCCGGUGGGCACGGGCCCUUCUCCUGCAGGACAGACGUGAAGGAGGCGGUGUCCUGUCUCUACGAGUCCCAGGAGGAGUCGCUGGUGAAGGAGGCCACGGGGCACGUCCGGGAGGUGUCCCUGCACCUGCAGAGCCCGGUGGACCUGGCGCAGUCCGCCUUCUGCUUCAAGCACUGUGGGGACUUGCGGAGAGUGUCCCUGCGGGUGGAGAAGGGGGUUUUCCUGGAGAACGAGGGUGCCUCGGAACCAGACACGUGGGUGGAGAGUUCAAACAAGAACCUGAGCUUUCUGGAUGUGAAUCAUAGCUUCCUAAGUCACUCCUCUGUGAGGAUUCUUUGUGAUCAGAUAACCCGUGUCACCUGUCACCUCCAGAAGAUGGUGAUUAAAAACGUCUCCCCCACGGACGCCUAUCGGGACUUCUGUCUAGCUCUCAUUGGUAAGAAGACCUUGACGCACCUGACCCUGGAAGGCAGUGUCCACGGUGAUAAGAUGCUGCUGCUGCUGUUGUGUGAGGCCCUGAAGCACAGGAGGUGUAACCUGCAGUAUCUCAGGUUGGGGUCUUGUUCUGACCUCACGCAACAGUGGGAUGAUUUCUUCUCAGCCCUCAAAAUCAACCAGUCCCUGCAAUCUCUGGACCUCACAGCCAGUGAGCUCCAGGAUGAGGGUGUCAAGUUGCUGUGUUUGAGUCUGAGACACCCAAAGUGCUUCCUGCAGAGGUUAUCGUUGGAGAACUGUCACCUUACGGAAGUCUGUUGCAAGGAGCUCUCUUCCGUUUUGAUGGUCAACCGGAGGCUGACACACCUGUGCUUGGCCAAGAAUAACCUUGGGGAUGGCGGGGUGAGACUUCUGUGUGAGGGCUUGAGUUACCCUGAAUGUCAACUACAGACCCUGGUAGUGUGUCAGUGCAACAUAACCAGACGAGGCUGCAAACAUCUCUCAGAUCUUCUUCAAGGAGGCUCCAGCCUGACCCACUUGGACCUGGGUCUCAAUCCCAUCGCGACCGGAUUGCGGUUUCUCUGUGAGGCUUUGAAGAAGCCAGACUGCAACCUCAGAUGCCUGGGACUCUGUGGCUGCUCCAUCUCGCCUUUCUGUUGUGAGGAUCUCGCCUCUGCGCUCACCAGCAACCAGCGGCUGGAGGCCCUGGACCUGGGCCAGAACACGUUGGGGCAGAGGGGAACCACGGCGCUCUUGGAGGCUUUGAAACGCAGUCCCUGCCGGUUAAAGACACUCAGGCUGAAGACGUGCGAAGCCAGUGCGCGAACCCAGAAGCUGCUGGAGGAAUUGAGAGACAGCAACCCCACGCUGACAAUAGAUUGGAAGGCCGGGGGAGCCAGCAGACCCCCCUAUUGUGACUUCCUUUUCUGA
Messenger RNA from Molossus molossus (Pallas's mastiff bat), 2685 nucleotides. RefSeq names its product NACHT, LRR and PYD domains-containing protein 2-like. NCBI's taxonomy places the organism in Eukaryota, Metazoa, Chordata, Mammalia, Chiroptera, Molossidae. The record is from RefSeq and is a predicted model, not a curated record. The transcript is spliced from 8 exons. Gene Ontology annotation, cellular component: cytoplasm. The coding region runs from base 1 to 2685 and encodes 894 amino acids. Gene Ontology annotation, molecular function: protein binding. Gene Ontology annotation, biological process: regulation of inflammatory response.